Dromaius novaehollandiae (emu) is the source of this 2924-nucleotide messenger RNA. RefSeq names its product UAP56-interacting factor-like. Gene Ontology annotation, molecular function: mRNA binding. The coding region runs from base 91 to 1440 and encodes 449 amino acids. Lineage: Eukaryota; Metazoa; Chordata; Aves; Casuariiformes; Dromaiidae. The transcript is spliced from 8 exons. Gene Ontology annotation, cellular component: nuclear speck. Gene Ontology annotation, biological process: mRNA export from nucleus. The record is from RefSeq and is a predicted model, not a curated record.
CACAUUCCGGGCAGGCGCAGUGGGCGCGGGGCGGUGCGCGGCGGCGGCGGUGGCAGUGCGCGCUGGGGGCGGCCGCCGCAGCGCGGGGCCAUGGAGGCGGCGGCGGAGCCGGAUCCGGGCCCGGGCCCCGCGGCGGGGCCGCAGCCGGGGGCCGAGGAGAUCGACAUGUCCCUGGACGACAUCAUAAAGCGCCACAAGAAGGAGCAGAGCGGUGCCCAGGCGGCCGGGAACAGGCGGAGGCAGCAGGUGAAGAACCGGAAUUCGGCGUUCGGGUACGGGCGGCCCCGCUUCCGCACCUGGAUGCAGAGGAACUUGCAAGGACCCAACCGCUUCAGAAGAGGCUUUGGACAACAGCAGCACAAUAGAAGGCAAUUCAGGAAUACUGUGCCCGGUCCCCGGAGAAGAGCAGCUGCCGCAUUAAAUGGAGUGAGCCCGUUAAAUCGCCAGGCGUCCGCUCAAGAGGUGGGGGGAAUAAUGAAGGGUAACAAGAGCAACGAUGCUUUUGCCAAAAGUGGUAGCAGCGGGGACCCGGAGGCGCGGAGACGGCCACCGCUGGGCCCCAAGAGAUUCAGAGCAGCAGCUGCCAACACCCACGCCGCAGGGAGAAGUAACAGCAAGCCUUUCGUGCUGAACAGGGGACCAGGCUUCCAGCAGAAACGGAUGCAGCAGCAGUACUCCAAAGCCAACUUUCAGAGCAGGCAAAUGGAUGCAAUCGGAGACAGGAAACAACCAAGGAUGAGAAGGUGGCAAGUGAAACCCAGCCCCGGAGCAGUGCUGACGGUUUCUGUGGCUAAUCCCCAGGCGAGCCAGACCAGUGCGCCCGGAGGCAAGCGGCCGUUCCUGAGGAGCCCGAGGCCCCCGCCGCGGGUGGCCAAGCCCCAGCCGAAGGGAGUGCUGCUGAGGUUCAACUUCCGCGCCAUGGCGAACCAGGUAGAGGAAAGUCGACGGGACGCGUGGCACCUUGCACCCUGCAGCAGCCACGUCGCUAAUCUGUUAACGUCACGCUCAGGUUUUCAGGGCUGCCAGUUAGCUUUAUUUAGUGUAAGCUGGGAGGAAAAUGCUGUAGCCUGGUUGGACAGGUUGUUCACAAAGCUGAAGGCGCCUGAGAAGACUGUUCAGCAACUACAGACUCAGCCUAACUUCUCCCGUGCUGCUGGCCCCUCUUGGUCUGUCGUAGUGCUUGCUUGGAGUGGGAGGAUGCUCCGGCUCCUUGUGAGCGGUCCUGGCCGGGGGAGGACGUUUCACUGGUGCUCUGUGUGCUCCCUGCUCCUCAGAGAUGCGCGACACUUCCUCUGGGCCAUGUUCCCUCUUUGCUUGAGUGACCUUCUCGGUGCCACGUCUUACGCUGAAGUAUGGCCUCUGUAUGGAGCAGGUCAGAAGUCCUGCGCCACCGUCCUCCGUUGGCAGUGCUCCUUGUCUGGAUGGUUGGGUUUUACUUGAUGCCUUGUGCUCAGAUGCCGUCUGCUUGCUCCUGUCCUUGCCGAGGAUGCCCUGUGUCUCGGGGCUGGGCACUGCUUGGAGGUUUUCCAGCUGCACACAGUCUGUCGAGCUCCUUGUCUCCGUGUGACGAGUGGUUUAAUUGACUAACUGGCUGUGAAGUGCCGUCCUGACUGAUGGGCUCUAAUCAGUACCCUGCUACGAGUUUGGCCGUGCUUUGCCAUGAGGCUCGGGACUGAAUCACUCUCCCUUUCCCCUGCAGACCAGCCUGACGCUGGAUGAGAGAUUCUCUGGGCUGAGGAAUAAGCGGCGCUUUACAGCGGCAAGGAGCGCUGGCCGGACAGUCACCAUGCCUUAGCACCGCACGCUCAUCCCGGGGACUGCCGAUAACAGUCCGGGCCCCGUAACGGGCAGCUCAAUAAAACUCGAUAGAUUUCCUCCGAGAUAGCUAAUUUGGCAAUGUGCCGUCUCCUUCCUUACACCCAGCACGAGCGAGUGAGCGAGGGCAGGGACGAGGCAGCAAGAGAUGCAGGGCCAGAGCACGGGGCAGCGGGGAUGUGCAAGGGGAGGUGGUGGAGGGGAUAUGAGUGGAGCCGAAUUUGCUUCAUGGGUGUAGGAUGGUGAUUCCUGUGAGAGGAAGGGGGGACCAGCUCCACGACGUACCUGUGGAGCCCUUUCCCGGGUUGUGUUGCUAGUGAGUGCAGGAUUGAUGCCACCGCCGUGUCUGCUCUUCUGUCUGUUUGGGAGGCAGAACGGGGAGAGGAGCGUGGGAAGGGGAUGCUCCGGCCAUUGCCGUUCCCCAGCUUCCACCCAAACGCCUCAUUUCUGGCACACGCCGGGGUCCCUGACCUGAAGUUUGCUGUGUACAACCCUCGUCCUGACAAUGUCCCUCCCUGCCCAGAUGAUCAGGCCUCGCAUUUCUGGCUCUGCCUGCUGCUCUGCCUGCUAGGCUGCCGGCCCGGUUUCGGGGCUGGGGUAAGGAGUGCAUGCUGUUGGCGUGGCUUUCCCUGCUGUGGAGCAAAGACAGGCUGCCCCGCUCCGGGUCAGCUUUUCCAGUGCUGCAGUACGUCUGCGUUAGGAGUUUCAUAGGUGCAGCUCCAGCCCUGCUCAGAGCACCGGCAUAAUCAAGCUAGCAUUUGCAGGAAGGAGGCCAGGCUACACAGCAGUCAGAUAAAAACUGGCCGAGAAGCUAAUGAGCUGGAUCUAGACAUUUGUUAACUAAGCCCUGCACCAGCCAUGAGUCACUAAUCCAUUUUCCACCCGCUGCUGCAACCCAACACUGUGACCGCACUGGACGCAGGCUGUUCCUGCGCCCUGAGCUAUACUUAUAAAGGUAAAUAUUUGAUAGAACGCUUUACGUUUUACACCGAGUGUCUUUAACAAGAGACUGGACUUGGAGUGGGUUUUACAGGAAUUUGUGAAAUGUUACUAGUUUACUAAGCAGUGAUGUAUGAGUCCAACGCACUGAAUAAAAAAAUAAAAUACAA